AUGUCAGAACCUUCGUCUCCAAGCAAGAACUCCCUAACCGGUUGGUGGAAACACAUCAAAAAGGGCGAAUCGGAGCUUGGCUCGCCUCCGCCUCUACCAAUGAACGGUCAAAGUCUCAACUCCACGUCCGGGUUUUCUGUGGAGUCUAAGUCUAUUUCGUCUCCCUCCCCGCAAUACCGCGCGAAUUCACCUUCUUUGCUAUCGCCUCUGGCUUCACCGACUAGGCCUUUCCUGGGUUACAAGUCGCGUUCGUCACAUAACGUGAGACCGCUGUCAUCGUUCCAGGACAACGGGUCGCAAGAAAAAUUAAAACAACACCGAGAUUCUUUUAUUCAGCAGCGACAGAUGGAUUAUAUUGGCAAUUCGUCGAUAUUCGGAUGCCCGAUCGAGGAAUCGAUCAGAGUUGCUGAGGCAAAAAUAUACAUUAGCAGUGACCGUGAUGGACUAAUACGUUACGGCAGAAUUCCCAGAGUGGUGGCACUAUGUGGAUCGUACCUGAAGAAGAACGGACUUGAGGUCGAAGGAAUAUUCAGAGUCGCAGGCUCUACCAAGAGAAUCAAAGAACUGCAAUUGAUAUUUUCUUCGCCGCCUAGUUAUGGAUCGAAGAUUGAUUGGGAUGGAUAUACGGUACAUGACGCUGCGUCGCUGUUUAGGAGGUUCCUUGGCUCGCUUCCAGAGCCGCUUAUACCGCUGUCCAUGUACGACAAGUUUAGGGAGCCUCUUCGAUCUCGUCCCAAUAUUGUCCGCUUCCUCAAAGAGAAGGAAAAAAAGAUGGGCGAUCUCGGCGGCCUGUCUUCGUGCAAAGAGGAGCAGAACCAAGAACAGGAGCAGCUCACGGAAGACGAGAUAAAACUUCGCAAAAGGAUCAAAAAGGAAAAGAUAAAGAAAGAACGCAAGGAGGCGUUGAAAGACUACGCGAGAUUAAUAGAACAACUGCCCGAGCUGCAACGACAGCUGCUCUUCUACAUCUUAGACCUCCUUGCUAUUUUCAACGCCCAUUGCCACAAAAACCUCAUGCCUGCCAAGAACCUAGCUGCCAUUUUCCAGCCUUCGGUUUUGUCUCACUCAGACCACGAUAUGUCACCCGAAGAAUACGCUCUCUCGUCUCUGGUUAUUGAAUUCAUGAUUGAAUACUCGUACAAAAUUUUGCCAGCUGCUCAAAAGGUUUCCAGAAAAGAUUCUACACUAAAUGCUCCUGCUUCCCCCACAACAACCGAGCAAACAAACCCCAAGCUUCCCGCCCCAACAGCAUUACUGCCUCCGCCAACCACAAAGUUCACUAGAAAGCAUAGCAAGAGUUUAUCCUCUGUACAAUCUCCGUCUGACAUGCUUCGCGUGAACAACGGUAAGUCCAAGCUGGAACAUACCCAAACGAACACCACAGACGAAGUGGACUCGGCACUGGACUCAGCAGUGGACACGGACGAUGAGACACGCCCGCUUGCUCAAAGGCUUUCUGUUUCGUCGAUUGGAUCUCAAAAGAUGCGUUCAUCCAUCCCAUCAACCUCGAAAACAUCACCGUCAGAAGUCAAAGCAGAGAGUCCGCUGAAGUCUGAGGUUUCAGUUCCUACAACGGAGCUCAAACCUCCAGUGCUCAAAAUUGGCGCGUAUGAAUCCACCUCGCUCUCUUCCUCGACAGGCCAAACGGGGACAACGAUCAAACUGCCAAACCGUCCUGGCUCUCCGAAAAACAUACCAUCGUCAAUCGACGAUAACUUGAGUUCCGUCCAGGACCCAACAGAUGACGAGCGGGAGACCCGGUCGGAGGAGGCUCCAAAUGGCGCUAAUGGGGAAAAGCUUUCUUGGUUUAAAAGAUUACGAUCGAGGUCUACUUCCAAGUCCAGAAGAUAA
This is a messenger RNA of Ogataea haglerorum, 1851 nucleotides long. RefSeq lists its product as uncharacterized. Gene Ontology annotation, cellular component: cell cortex. The coding region runs from base 1 to 1851 and encodes 616 amino acids. Lineage: Eukaryota; Fungi; Ascomycota; Pichiomycetes; Pichiales; Pichiaceae. Gene Ontology annotation, molecular function: GTPase activator activity. The record is from RefSeq and is a predicted model, not a curated record. The transcript has a single exon. Gene Ontology annotation, biological process: regulation of fungal-type cell wall organization; signal transduction; activation of GTPase activity.